Messenger RNA from Peromyscus maniculatus bairdii (prairie deer mouse), 4101 nucleotides. It is a transcript of the gene Colq, whose product is annotated as collagen like tail subunit of asymmetric acetylcholinesterase. Lineage: Eukaryota; Metazoa; Chordata; Mammalia; Rodentia; Cricetidae. Gene Ontology annotation, molecular function: extracellular matrix structural constituent conferring tensile strength. The record is from RefSeq and is a predicted model, not a curated record. Gene Ontology annotation, biological process: extracellular matrix organization.
GACACCCUCUGUGGAGUGGGACUAUGAUGCAUGCCAGAACAGUAUUGCUGAGGCAGUUUUGAGGCAAAUGAAAAGCCGCCUGGCUGACAGACUGUGCUGUUUCCUCCUAGUGGUGUGAGGUGAUCAGUGCUCCAAGCUCCCAAGCUCAUAUCCCCUGGGCAGAGGGUACUGUGUCUCCAUGGCCUGGCCUGCAGAAGCAUCAGUGAGGAGCUAGAGCAGGGCUGCUUACCCAUCCCUGCUCCCUGGAGCUCAGGACUGGCCCCUGAAAGCCUGGCAUCUGGGGCAGAAGCAACAUCAAAGCCGGGAUUGGCCGACUCCCACCAAAAAUGCCAGGCAGGCCAGGCGCGGGCAGCUUGGGGGCGUGACAGAUCUCAGCCUGUCUCUAGCUUGUGUUCCUCGGCCAGUCUGCCUUGGGUCUUGCCCCAUGAUGACGGGCCCAUCAUUCAGCUUUACUCAUCUUCUUAUCAUUUCAGGACUUCUCUAUCACUCAGCUGGCUACUUGGCCCUUCCUGGCCUGGAUCAGAAGAAGCGGGGCAGCCACCGAGCAUGCUGCCUACUGACACCCCCGCCACCCCCGCCACCCCCGCUGUUCCCACCACCCUUCUUCAGAGGCAGCAGAAGCCCGCUUCUCUCUCCAGACAUGAAGAAUCUUCUGGAACUUGAGGCCUCACCAUCACCCUGCAUUCAAGGCUCACUUGGCUCUCCUGGGCCCCCUGGGCCCCAGGGUCCACCCGGGCUUCCUGGCAGGACAGGACCAAAGGGAGAAAAGGGGGAUCUUGGCCGCCCAGGAAGGAAGGGUAGACCUGGACCCCCAGGUGUUCCUGGCAUGCCCGGACCCGUUGGCUGGCCAGGCCCUGAAGGACCCAGGGGUGAAAAAGGUGACCUGGGUAUGAUGGGCUUGCCAGGGUCAAGAGGACCAAUGGGCUCUAAGGGCUUCCCUGGAUCCAGAGGGGAAAAGGGAUCCAGAGGUGAAAGGGGUGACUUGGGUCCCAAAGGAGAAAAGGGUUUCCCUGGAUUUCCUGGAAUGCUGGGGCAGAAAGGUGAAAUGGGUCCAAAGGGAGAACCUGGGCUUGCAGGACACCGAGGCCCCACUGGGAGACCAGGAAAACGAGGCAAGCAGGGUCAGAAGGGAGACAGUGGAAUCAUGGGCCCACCAGGCAAGCCUGGGCCUACUGGUCAACCUGGUCGUCAAGGUCCUCCAGGGCCCCCAGGUGCCCCAUCUGCAGGACAACUUGUAAUGGGACUGAAAGGAGAAAGAGGAUUCCCAGGGCCUCCAGGAAGAUGUCUUUGUGGACCCCCCGUGAAUGUGAACAACCCCUUGCACGCGGACUCCUUGUAUGGGCCGGGCUCCCCGAGAGUUCCUGCGAUUUUUGUGGUCAACAACCAGGAGGAGCUCGAGAAGCUGAACACUCAGAAUGCCAUCGCCUUUCGCAGAGACCAGCGGUCGCUGUACUUCAAAGACAGCCUUGGCUGGCUCCCCAUCCAGCUGACUCCUUUCUACCCUGUGGGUUAUACUGUAAACCAGCACGGCACCUGUGGGGAUGGCGUCCUGCAGCCUGGCGAGGAGUGUGACGACGGUAAUCGUGAUGUGGGGGACGACUGCAUUGACUGUCACCGGGCCUACUGUGGGGAUGGUUACCGGCACCAGGGUGUGGAAGACUGUGACGGCUCUGACUUUGGCUACCUGACAUGCGAGACCUAUCUCCCUGGGUCGUACGGAGACCUUCGCUGCACCCAGUACUGCUACAUCGACUCCACACCCUGCCGUUACUUCACGUGAGGGACUGGAGGAACAGGUGGGCUGCAGCCCAUGUAAGUGGUGGCUGUAUCUCUGCCCCGCACAUCAUGCUGGCCUUACCCUCUCCUGGGCCAGUGUCCACUGACCUUCAUGCGACAAAACAAGGAUACAUUCUUGCUGCUAGGACAUGCUUUUGACUCAGUUUGACUGGAAGAGUUUUGGACCACUGCGUCCUGUCUUAAUUAAAAGAACCAGAAACCUUCUACAUGUCCACCCUGGAGACUGCCCCCCGCCCCACAUCUGGCUAAACAGCUGGCUGUAAUGCCUUAUCUCCUCUGGAAAGAUGCUGGCUCCGGCCGUGGACUUGGCUUAGCACUGUUAGACAUACGGGAGGGGCAGGGCUCAUGCAUUGUUCUGCUCUCAUCUGGCGUUGGGAGUGCUGGUGCACAGGCCUCUGCACCCUUCAGACCUCCGAGCACAGCUGCUCUCACCCAAGGCAACCAGCUGGGAGGUCUCUCAAGAUUUAAGAACCACAAAAGAGGAGGUGAGCAGAUGCUCUUGGUGCAACUCCCAGCUUCAGACUUGCUGAGGAGGGACCCCUCAACUGGCCAGAACCCCAACACCUUCAUGUGAAGCCAGAGGUACUGAGAAAGCCACACGAUCCAAGCUCACGCCCAAGAAAAAGGUGGAGACUCAGACGAGUCCCUUGCCAUGUGAACAAUAUCAGAACAGAAACCUUCCUCUUCUUGACGUUCUCAAAGGACAGUGGUUAUAGCUUCAAAUCCCAGGUGCCAUCUUGGCCUCUGUCUUGACAGUGCCCUUCACAACCAUGUUCUGUGCGGGAAACGCACUCCACACACCCCGACCAGGGCAGGUGCUGGUGUUUUCUCAUGCUGGUUUCCCUGGUCUAGGGCUCCACUGCUGAGUCCUUGCUGCCUGCUGGAAGGGCCCUGUGACCCUCUUCCAUGCCUGUAUCUUGCACACUGUUGUGUUUACCCCUGUGUGCUUGACCUCUUCCUUUUUCCUGGGGAUUCAUUUCUCCUUAACCCUGCAUACCCGAGAACUGUCUUCCCCACAUUUCCUGAGUGGGCUUUGGCUCUAUUUUGGAGGGACAUUUCUUUUUGUCCCCCACCCCAAUACACACACCUACCUUGUCACCACAUAGGCUGCCUCCUGGGCUGAUAUACAAGCUCUUCAGUGAGCCUAAGCCUUGGGAACUCGGCAGGCAGCCUCUUACCCAGCAAGUCAGAACUGUGAACUGUAUUUCCUGAGAGAAAUCAGCUGAAGGCUGGGUCUUCGAAGGCAGGCAUUUAUGCUAUUUACAUUACUAUUCUGGGGCUUCUGGGUGGGCAAGCAAGGAAUAAAGGUGAGAUUCCUGGCUGUAGCCCACUCUCCUUUGGGUGCUGGGGAUAACUCUUACUGAUCCUGGAUUGAGUGGAAAGACUGAGUUCAGUUCUACUUCCCAAACUCUUAGAUGGCUGGAUUUUCAGGGCACCCAGCUUCCUUGCGGAUAAUGGAGGAAACUGAUGUCCAAAGAGGUAGUGAGGCUUGCCAAAGAUCACCAAGUCCAGCCCUGCCAGCUCAUUCCUGGCUCUCACCUUGCUGGAGGACAUGUGGGGUGGAGACCUAGUGCCACCUGUAGAUCUAGCUAAGAUGCAUUCUGUCUCGAGUCCCACACCUUGGAGAACAGCACACACUUGAGGCCUUAGGUGGCCUGAUUCUCUUCACAGGCAGCCACAGAGCCCAUAUGUUCCAGGUAAAUGUCCCUUGAGGUAAUUUUAUGGCCAUGAUGGAGCUCCAUGAGGGACUACAGUGUGGAGAGAAGAACAUGGGAGGAUACUCCCUGAGCUCACAACUGGUACAGCGCCUCGCCCGGAGUUAGCAGGAGGCUGCACUUCCAUCUCUGCCAGCUCACCUGUGUAGAUGAUGCUCUAUAACCCUGACUAGGCAUUCCCCAGAGAUGAUGAGGGAUUCCCUCAGCUGUCCCUGAGGCUGUCACCAUGAGUGGCUGAGAUUAAGGACAACUGAGGUGUCCAGUGGUAGGUAGACAGCAUUCAGUGAAGGGUCCCCACUUCAUUUCUCUGCCUCCUGUCUGCUGCUGGAGUCUCUUCCACUAACACAAGCGCUAUCUGCUCCCAGCAUGACCCAGAGGAGUGGAGAACAACUGUCCCACAGGCUCCCAAUCCCGGAGCCCCCAGUUAAAUCCUGCCUUUAGAUUACUUGGCCUGUUUUGGGUCCCGGACCUAUUUUUAAACAGUCAGAAGCAUGGUGUCUGCUGAGUUGAUCAGAACUGGGUUCCUGAACCCAUGAUGGCAAAGGCCACAAUAUUACAUUUAGCCUAGCCUCUGAGAGUUUGCCAGAAA